AAAAAUGCCCAUGGCUUUUCCAUGAAUGUUUUAAGAUUUUAUUCAUUUGCCAGGCCUGGGAUCACAAUUUAUAAUUCUCGGGUAUUCCAGGUUUUCCAUAGUUGUGGGAACUGUUUGCUACACUUCAAAUUACAAAUGUGAGUGUAAUUAGAUAAUAUCUAUAUUAAAUAUAAAAAAAUGGUGAAUUGAACAAAUUUAUAAUAUACAUUUUAAUCCACCUUUCUCUGCAGCAAAUUAUCAUGACACAAUUCUGAAAGCAAUUUUUUAGCUUGUACCCUUGGUCGAUAAAGGGUGUGUAGUAGAGUGUAAUAAAGCUCACCUUUGCAUAAAUGUAUAAUUUUUUUUUUUUUUUUUGUUAUUUAUAAAAGCUGAUAUCAGUUACAGCUUCUCCUGUGAGAGCGCUUUCUUAUUUUUGCAGUGAUUUUUUUUUUUUUUUUUAAUUUUAUAACUUUCAUGUGUUUGAAUGACUUUUGAUAAUAUUAAUUAAAACCUUUUUUUAUUAUUUUUGUCGUUGCUGUUGUUGCUUUAUGUUCUGUAACAAAAAUAGUAUUGCUUAUGAUGUGGGAAACGUUUACUAUAAUUUCCAGCAUGUGAUUUGCAGAAGUCUUAUCGUUUCCCAUAACAAGGUCAUAAAUGAAUAGGAGUUUUAUGCAAAAACUGAAUAUUUCAAUAUGUCAGGCACAUUGAAAUCCUACACCCUGUGAUAAAUUAUUAUCUUUGUCAGAAAAUUAUUCAUCGUUAAGUUGUUAUUUUUUUUUUAUUUGUAGUUUUUACAUUUUAAGCAACAGCUGAUCAAAUCAGUUUAUUCCAAUUGAGUAUUACUGUUAAUAAUCCUGCAAUUUCACUCCUAGUCCUAGAUGUCGCUGUUCCCCUUUCUUUCAUUUUUGAUGGUCCCUAAUAAGACUUGCCCUUUAGGUUUUCAUUCAAGAUAACCUAAAAUCACUCACUUUCAUAUAUUUAUGUUUAAAUUAACAGUCAAAUUUAUAUAUUCUAGUUAUAAUCGUUUAGUAUUACAUACUGUAGGUAGUAGAGGCUACACAUAAAAGUUCAAAGUUCCCAGACUUGCACAAUUGCAUUCGUUUGCCAUUUUAGAAGUUGAAAUACUAAUAACAGAUUUCCAAAUGAUGCCACUGCCAUAGCAAACUAUUACUUGGAAAAAAUGCACUCAAUUGUCGCCAAUAGACCGAGCAACGCUGAAAUAAAGCGGACAGGUGUUUGCCCGCCUGGACUUUUCCUUUGACUAAUCACGAAAGGUCUCAUAUAUCAAGUGUCUCUCAUUUCACGGUGAGCUUGCAUUCAUGCCCCAGGUCAACGAUGUUUUAUAUACGACCGCUAGAGGUUGAUGCAAACCCUCCAGAGUGUGGGACGGACUACUGCUUUCAACACUUUUUCAGGGAUGUAGUCUUCUGUCGGUGCAUGCACAACUUGAGCUAGUUCAUGCACUGCCUCCUGAGGCUGCGCGCUUCUGUUUCUGGUGCUGGUUUCAGUAAACGCACAGGUGAAGAGUGUUUUGUAAGUUGAUUUUCUCGCUUUUUUUUUUUUUACAUUAGUUGUUUAAUGUGAAACAAUUCACUUCAGAAUUCAAUUCAUCUUCAGUACAGUAGUGAAGAUGUUGCCUAGGAAUGGCACAGCGCAAGCGACAGCUGACCUGAGGCAUCACCCUGAAGCCUAAGAAGAAAUUCAUUCUAGCUUUGAGAGGAAAUACGGAAUAAAGACUUGAUUAAUAAAGAACUUGAACAAAGUUAGCUAUUAAUGGUGCACCAUGGAGAGCACCAUAAUCAACCCAGCACUCGCUUGGUAAAAGCAUCAUCCUGAGAGAUAAAGAUGAGAGCGCCAACAUUUGGACUUCUGUGGAGCUGUCUCGGUUUUCUUCACGGCGUUCAGUGCGGUUUAGGAGACAACCAUGUGCAUUCGAGCUUUAUUUACAGGCGGUUGCGUAACCACGAGCGGCGAGAGAUCCAGAGAGAAAUCCUCUCCAUCCUGGGCUUGCCUCACCGUCCCAGGCCCUUCUCCCCGGGUAAACAAACGUCGUCAGCACCGCUGUUCAUGCUGGACCUGUACAACGCGAUGACGACCGACGAGGAGGACGCGAUACUCGGGAAAACGCUCUCAGGGAAAGCGCGUAAAAACGCCUCUGGAGUUCCACAUGGAUACUCGAGCGCGCCGCAGCAGCCGUACCGCGCGGCGCCGUUGACCAGUCAGAGCCCGCCUUUGGCCACCGCGCACGACACCAACUUUCUCAAUGACGCGGAUAUGGUGAUGAGUUUUGUCAAUCUAGUCGAGAGGGAUAAGGAUUUCUCCCAUCACAGAAGACACUACAGGGAGUUUCGUUUCGACCUGACUCAGAUUCCGGAAGGUGAGGCAGUGACCGCCGCCGAGUUCAGGAUUUAUAAGGAUCAAAGUCACGUCAGAUAUGAGAACAUCACGCUCAAGGUCACCAUAUACCAAGUCAUCAAAGAAUACCCAAACAGGGAUGCUGAAACAUUUCUCUUGGACUCGAAAAAGAUCCGUGCUACUGAUGGGGGGUGGCUGGUGUUUGACAUCACGGCCACUAGUAAUCACUGGGUCCUGAAUCCGCAGCAGAACAUGGGCCUUCAGCUCUGCGUGGAGAUCACUGACGGUAGAAGCAUCAACAUGAAAUCUGCUGGCAUCAUCGGAAGGAACGGACCUCAGUCCAAACAGCCAUUCCUGGUUGCCUUUUUCAAAGCCAGUGAGGUUCUGCUCCGUUCUGUAAGAGCCACAGGAAGCAAGAGGAAGAGCCACAACAGAAACAAAGGCAGAACACAACCGAAAUCUUCACCAGCUCUCAAAAGUGGAGAUCAGAACACCAGUGAACAGAGACAAGCCUGCAAGAAGCAUGAACUUUACGUGAGCUUCCGCGACUUAGGAUGGCAGGAUUGGAUUAUCGCUCCAGAGGGCUAUGCAGCCUUCUAUUGUGAUGGAGAAUGUUCUUUUCCACUGAAUGCGCAUAUGAAUGCGACAAACCAUGCGAUUGUGCAGACCUUGGUCCAUCUAAUGUUUCCUGAUAAUGUGCCAAAGCCUUGCUGUGCACCAACCAAACUGAAUGCCAUAUCAGUGCUGUAUUUUGAUGACAGCUCAAAUGUAAUUCUGAAAAAGUACAGGAAUAUGGUGGUGAGGUCCUGUGGAUGUCAUUGAGGACAGGAGAGCUUCUGUGCUUCUAUAUUGCUGGAAUAACAUAUCAAAAGAAAUAGUUUUUGACAUUUGAUGUACAGUAUUAUGUAUAUAUUAGCUCAUAAUUCCUCUUAUUUAUUUGGCUUUGUUUUGUAAUAACAUUUUUUUUUAAUAUGAGAGAUGUAGAUGAGUUACCACUCUUUAUCACAGAUCCAUAGCUGAUUGCUCUUUCUUUAAGAAUAUUUUAAAACGUUAGGCCAGUUAGAGAGAGUUUUACAGGAUCAUGUAUAGUUUCCUUUCCUGAGAAUACAUGUCAAAUUCAUAAGCAACCACUCCAAAACAGAACUGCUGCUAUUUUACAGAAGAAAUGUACUUGCCUUAGACCCUGAGUCACCUAUUAUUAUUAUUAUUAUUAUUUUAUUUUAUUUUUUUUUUAUGUGGAAAAAACAACAACAAAAAACAGUCAUAUUGGAAUUUGCAAACAAACAAACAUUUUUUUUUCUUUGUUGCUAAACUUAUUGUAGUGUUGUUGUAAAAGCACUGAGUAUGUCCUAGGACUAAACAUAUCUCCUCAAAUAGCCCAAAGUUUUGCAGCCCACAAUUACUGUUUCAUAUUAGUUUGCUUUAGAUAUCAGUGGGUGGAUAUGCAAAAUUAUUAUUAUUUUUUUGAGAAAUAUUCUUCUUCUUUAUAUACACUUGUAUUAGUACUCUGAGUAAUAUAUUUUUUUUUUGGAAAAUACUGCAUUUAUUAUUUUAGAACAGUGUUUGUAUGUCAUUAAAUCUAUUUUCAAAUAUA
This is a messenger RNA of Labeo rohita (rohu), 3928 nucleotides long. RefSeq names its product bone morphogenetic protein 5 (gene bmp5). The transcript is spliced from 7 exons. Gene Ontology annotation, biological process: SMAD protein signal transduction. NCBI's taxonomy places the organism in Eukaryota, Metazoa, Chordata, Actinopteri, Cypriniformes, Cyprinidae. The coding region runs from base 1825 to 3156 and encodes 443 amino acids. Gene Ontology annotation, molecular function: growth factor activity; cytokine activity. Gene Ontology annotation, cellular component: extracellular region. The record is from RefSeq and is a predicted model, not a curated record.